GUACGAUCUGAAGGAAUUCCAAAACCGGACGCAGCCCGACCAGGGGUUGGUGCUGCUGCUAGACGGGAAGCAGACCUGCGGGAUGUUUCCGAAGCAAAAAUCCGGUGCGUAUCUGAACACGACCGAGCAGAUGACGUUAUGGGAUUCUCAAAUGUUACAUUCUCAACUGUUACAAAAUCAUUUCUCAUGCAAAAUUACAAUCAGAAUCGAUACGAUCAAGCUGCUUUGCAUGACACAUCGAAAUUCUCGAAGAGCCAUACAGGCUGCUGAUCUGUGCCAAAUCUGUGAUGCAAGACGCACAAGGUCUUUCACUUUUCCUUUUGCCAUUGUUGCAUCGCAAAGCCAUUUAAUAGUUUGUGGCUCUGGUGGGUUUAGCAUCACAAAUUGAAAUUCGUUUGACAGUUGAGAAUGCAACAGUUGAGACGGGGAUAGAUGUUCGGACAGUCCCCUUUGCUUGUCGGCCCGUCGAAGUGUGCGCAGUGGGACUACCAGGGCUUGGGGUACGAUACAGUGGACGACAAGCAGCAACUUGUUGCCGGGGGGAUCUACACGAUUUGUAACUGUGUACCUGACGCCACAAACGACUGCAGCGAGGUGACCGAUUUCAAAAAGGAGCGGGG
Molecule: messenger RNA, 620 nt
Organism: Amoebophrya sp. A120
Lineage: Eukaryota; Dinophyceae; Syndiniales; Amoebophryaceae
Source: the annotation of a GenBank genome assembly